AUAGCAUUAAACAAUAAGACACAACUUGGUACAAGUUAUCUAGUUCAUGGGAAAGUCAGCUUCAGGAUGAGUUAACAAGUAUAGCAACUUCCUCUUCCUCUUCAACAUCUCAGUGAGUUUGGUCAUUAGUAAAAGUUACAAACAAAAAAUCCAGUCCAAUCCUAACCAUCAUGCCACCGAAAAGGAAGAGGGAUAUCAGAGGGGAGAUGGUGUCGCCAUCCAGGGGCAGAGGGCACAAAAAGCCUCGCCAUGCUCCCAGGCAGCAAAGGUCUGGAGCCAGGAAUGAUCAUCCCCCCCACCAUGCCGAACCAGAGACUGCAGGGAGUGAUGCUUCACCCGACAGUGACUUGGGGGAAUUCGCACCACCAAUCAUUGUGGGGCAAAUUCCGACGGCUAGCACCGGCAGCAGAUCCAUGGCCAACACCGCUUCCCAAGAAUAUGUGGGAAAUUUAACAAGGGAGGCAAACAGACUUAUACAGGGUUCACUAUCAGCAAACACAUACAAAGCUUACCAGGGGGCUCUCACCAACUUCAAAAAAUUCCUGAAUAAUUGUGGGACCACAUUGUAUUUCCCCAUUCCUGUUGAUCAUUUGCUUAAUUUCAUUGCCCACCUUUCUAUUUCAGGUACAGCUUAUAGAACAGCUGCACUGUACAUUAGCGCAUUAUCAUAUAUCCAUAAAUUAAGAGGCAUACAAGAUAACACUCAAUCAUUCAUUGUCAAAAAAGCCUUGCAGGGUCUCCACAAAAAGAGAGGUAUCACUUUAGAUUCUCGAAUCCCAUUAACUAUAUCCAUCUUGGAGCAUGUAGUAUCAGCAUUGCCAUCAGUGUGUAGGUCAUCUUACGAGGCAGUUUAUUUUCCACACUUUUCUCAAUUGCAUAUCACGGCUUGCUUAGAGUAAGUGAAG
Messenger RNA from Saccostrea cuccullata (small rock oyster), 905 nucleotides. RefSeq lists its product as uncharacterized. Gene Ontology annotation, biological process: DNA integration. NCBI's taxonomy places the organism in Eukaryota, Metazoa, Mollusca, Bivalvia, Ostreida, Ostreidae. Gene Ontology annotation, molecular function: DNA binding. The transcript is spliced from 2 exons. The record is from RefSeq and is a predicted model, not a curated record. Bases 171 to 899 code for a protein of 242 amino acids.